AUGUGGGCAAUAAGAAGCUUGCAAAAGGCUUUGUUCGGAGAUCGAUCUAAAGAGUCUAUAACCGAGAUCGCGAAAGGCCAGCUCUAUGUCGUGCGCCCAAUCUCACCCAAGGGUUUCUCCGAAUUGAUCUACCGAGAUGCUGUUGCUUCUAUCAGAAGAACAUCCCAGGACUACAACUACGAGCUAGUCAUUCAGAGAGCCUAUGAAGAAGGCGAGGAAGAUUUGGAGGACUCAGAUGAGGAGGGUGGAGGUCUUGACAACGACGAGAAGACAUUUCUGCUCGACAAAGCACUCCAUUUUCGAUCUGCUCAACGUGAAGGGAGUGGAUGGGUCCUGGCAUGGCGCGAUUUAAGUGGUGACACCGGCGACCUAUACGAGUUCAUAUGCGAUGACUCGAUUGCUGAGGAGGAUGUCAAGAACUUCACCUUUGCUGCGAUGGAAUGUCAAUACGAGCGAAAAUACCGAAAACCCUCCAAGGCCGAUGACCAUGACCUGAAAGAGUUUGAGUUUGAUGAGGAGGAUCCUAUACCAAGCGCUACCUCACUGGCAGGCUCUACAGAGUUACCACCCACUUCCAAACAAGCAGCUGAGCACAUGGCAAAGGAGGUCAAGGACAGAAAGAAAGAACCUAAGUCUACGGCGCCGGAGAGCUUCGACGCGGUCCAUGGCCCUACACAAGCACCAGCUGCACGCAAGGCUCCUGAAGCACUUGAAAUUUUCACACAGAAACAAGCAGAACUGCAUCUCUUCGACUUUGAGAGUGGCAGCUUCGUACUUCAGGAUUCUGCUGUCAUCGCUACUGUGUCUGAAAUAGGCACCUGGAGGUAUUGGUUGCAAAUUACUGGUGGUCAUGGCAAAGAGUGGCUUGGCCAGCCAGUGGUCGCCGAUAUAGGUCCAGUCUUCAAUUUCGAAUAUCUCUCUUUCAUCUUUAACCAUUACGCCGACGAUGGCUCAGCCUACUCGUGGCUAUUACGAUUCAAAGAUCAGCCAACUUUGGAAGCUUUUCAAGAGGGUGUUAUGAGGGCUCUAUGGGAGCUCUUAAACGAGAUGAAGUGGUCGAAAGUUCAAAAACAGGAUCGGGACUAUGUAAUUGAGGCUUUCAAUGACCUAACUAUGGACGAUCCAAACGUAGAACAGGAGGAAGAGGACGAAGAGGACGAAGGAGAGCCAGACUCUCCACCUCAGCAGAGCGAGCAUUACGACGAGGACGAAUCUGAAGACGACGUCGAACUGCAUGACAAAGACGGGUAUGCGAAUUCUCAGCUUGCUGUUGGAUCCAAGUACGACAGAUCCUUUGUUAUCCGCGGUUCCAAAAUUGGCGUCUUCAAGCAUCUUCCUAAUAAACACCUCGAAUUCUCGACUAAUAUUUCCAAAGUCGAGACUCCAAAAGGUAAAACAUUUAGCCCAAAAAAGGUUAUGUUGCACAACGAGGACGAGAGCAUGAUUCUGCAGAACCCUGACAAUCCAGGCUCCUUGUACAGAAUGGACCUUGAAUACGGCAAGGUUGUCGACGAAUGGAAGGUUCGUGACGAUAUCCCAGUCAUCAAUUUUGCACCAGAGACCAAAUUCGCCCAGAGAACGAUGAACCAGCCAUUUGUCGGUCAUUCCAAGAACGCCCUGUUCAAAAUUGACCCGCGUAUCGCGGGCAACAAACUUGUCGAGGAACAACUCAAGCAAUACGCGUCGAAGAACGAUUUCUCCGCGGCAGCCACAACGGAGAAGGGCCAUAUUGCUGUUGCAUCGAACAAAGGUGAUGUUCGGCUGUUUGAUCGGAUUGGUGUGAACGCGAAGACUCUGAUUCCAGCGCUUGGUGAAGCUAUCAUUGGGUUAGACGUGAGCGCUGAUGGUCACUGGCUUCUAGCAACCUGCAAAACAUACCUGCUUCUGAUUGAUUGUCUUCAAAAAGAAGGUAAGAAUGAAGGAAAACUGGGCUUUGAAAGAUCUUUCGCAAAGGAUAGCAAGCCUCAACCUCGACGUCUUGCCAUGAAACCAGAGCACGUGGCUCAAUUCAAGCACGAAACAGGCAUAGAUCUUGCCUUUACCCCAGCAAAAUUCAACGCCGAUCCAGAAGGUAAGGAAACAAGCAUAAUCACCUCCACUGGUCCUUUCCUUGUCACCUGGUCUAUGAGAAAGAUCAUCGCAGGUCAACGCGAUCCGUACCACAUCAAGCGCUACAGUGACCAGGUCAUUGCCGACAACUUUGAAUUUGGUAGUGAUAAGAAUGUCAUCUUGGCUUUACCAAAUGAGGUCGACAUGGUGUCAAGGAAGGCUUUCAAGAAACCGACACGGGAGAGCAUAGCAGGCGAAGUUGCGAACAGCAGACUAAGUGCUGGAGCGUACUCAACUCCACGGAAGAGUGUACGAGGACGUGCUAGCCACCUUCGCAACGAGAUCGUCAACAGUCCUUACUAG
This is a messenger RNA of Lithohypha guttulata, 2412 nucleotides long. RefSeq names its product Vacuolar import and degradation protein 27 (gene vid27). Gene Ontology annotation, cellular component: nucleus; cytoplasm. The transcript has 2 exons. Lineage: Eukaryota; Fungi; Ascomycota; Eurotiomycetes; Chaetothyriales; Trichomeriaceae. The coding region runs from base 1 to 2412 and encodes 803 amino acids. The record is from RefSeq and is a predicted model, not a curated record.